Galeopterus variegatus (Sunda flying lemur) is the source of this 1080-nucleotide messenger RNA. RefSeq names its product chemokine (C-C motif) receptor 3 (gene CCR3). Gene Ontology annotation, cellular component: membrane; cytoplasm. Gene Ontology annotation, molecular function: C-C chemokine receptor activity. Gene Ontology annotation, biological process: immune response; inflammatory response; chemotaxis. The transcript has a single exon. NCBI's taxonomy places the organism in Eukaryota, Metazoa, Chordata, Mammalia, Dermoptera, Cynocephalidae. The coding region runs from base 1 to 1080 and encodes 359 amino acids. The record is from RefSeq and is a predicted model, not a curated record.
AUGGCAACCUCAAUAGAUGAGACUGAGACUGUGGUUGAGGCAUUUGUGACCACAUCCUAUGACUAUGGAUGGUCACAGCCGUGUGAAAAAGUCAAUAUCAAGAGGCUGGGGGCUCAGCUCCUGCCUCCACUGUAUUUCCUGGUGUUCAUCGUUGGCCUCUUGGGCAACGUGGUAGUGGUGGUGAUCCUCACAAAAUACAGGAGGCUCAGGAUUAUGACCAACAUCUACCUGCUCAACUUGGCAAUCUCUGACUUGCUUUUUCUCUUCACGCUUCCAUUCUGGGUUUACUAUGUGAAGUGGGAUACGUGGGUUUUUGGCAAUUUCAUGUGUAAGCUCUUCUCGGGGCUUUAUCACAUAGGCUUGUACAGUGAGAUCUUCUUCAUCAUCCUGCUGACAGUUGACAGGUACCUGGCCAUCGUCCAUGCUGUGUUUGCCCUUCGAGCCCGGACUGUCACUUUAGGCAUCAUAACCAGCACCGUCACCUGGGGCCUGGCAGGGCUAGCAGCACUCCCAGAAUUCAUCUUCUAUGAGUCCCAAGGGUGGUAUGGAGAGUUUUCCUGCAGUCCUGGGUACCCAGAGGAUGAAGAAUAUAGCUGGAAGAGUUUUUAUGUUCUGAGGAUGAAUAUCUUUGGUCUUGCUCUCCCUCUGCUCGUGAUGGUUAUCUGCUACUCAGGAAUCAUUAAAAUGCUGCUGAGAUGCCCCAAUAAGAAAAAGUACAAGGCCAUUCGGCUCAUUUUCGUCAUCAUGGUGGUCUUUUUCAUUUUCUGGACACCCUACAACCUGGCUCUACUUCUCUCUGUUUUUCAAACGGCUUUCUUUGAGAACAGCUGCGAGCGGAGCAAACACCUGGACCUGGCCGUUCAAGUGACGGAGGUGAUCGCCUUCACACACUGUUGUGUCAACCCAGUGAUCUACGCCUUUGUUGGCGAGAGAUUCCAGAAAUACCUGCACCACUUUUUCCACAGGCAUGUGGUCGUACACCUGGGCAAAUACAUCCCGUUCCUUCCUAGUGAGAAACUGGACAGAGCCAGCUCUGUUUCCCCAUCAACAGGGGAGCCAGAACUCUCUGUUAUAUUUUAG